UCGGUGCAGCUGUAACGCAGCAUACUUAUGAGACAGACAGGGAUAGUUGCUAUUACAAGACUCACUUCCUUCUUGUCCAGCGUUCCCGGAUCCAUGAUGCCCUUUUUAACUAUGGUUUAUUUCAAAACAGGUUUUUGAUUUAUUUGGACGUCGGAGAGAGACAUUUCUACAUACCCGCAUAGGAGUAAAAGCUGCAUUAUUCAUUUUACGCGUCACUGUGUCACAGAUCUUUUUGUGAAUAUCUCAGCGAGUAUUCCCCCCCCCCCCUUCUUGUCAUGGAAUAGAGAAUGGACUAGUUGUUAUUUGACCAGCUAUAUGAAGCCCUUUGAACUGAAGUAUUCUAUAUGACAUGAAGCCUUUUUGGAGCUGAGGAAACAUGACUCGGUUUGGUUCCUCUACCCUGAAUCGGGUGCUGUUUUCUUUAGCCUGACCCGUUUCUUGCCAACUUCACGCGCCCGGCAUAAGCAUCUCUGAGGACGGAGGGCUCGAGCCGUACGAUUUACAUCCCUUGCCCUCUCCUCUCCGUCUCUCGAGCUUGAGAAUGCUGGAGUUCUUUUACUGUCACUUCAACAACCACUCGUCCUCGGUACCCGCUGACUUGACGCGGAGGUGGGCGCAGUGUAUUUAGUUCAUUCUAAACGGAAAUGCUUUAUGGAGAUACAACAACCUUGGGUACCUUAUCAGAUAAAUCAUUUUUAAAAACAAGUGGAGCCUGACAGCAAGAGACGCAUCGGCAGAAAUCGGAGCCCAUACUGCGAUACCGACGCUGAAUGGGAACAGCACGUCUCAAUGCCCUGCCAAUGUCCGCCUCACGAGAACACUCAUUUACAGACGUUUUGGGUUACUAAAUGGUUUUCUGGGGGAUUUAUGAAAGGCAAAAUGCUGCUUCUAGUUCUGUUGGCCUUUUCCGUAUCGAGUACAUUUUCUGACUUGGAUUCUGACCUCUCGGCGGAGACCUGCAGUGUGUGCUCUUGCAUGUCCAUCGAGAACGUCCUCUAUGUGAACUGUGAGAAGAUAACUGUGUACAGACCGACACAGCUGCUUCCCCCGGCCUCCAGCCUCUACCAUUUGAAUUUUCAAAAUAACCUAUUGAUCAUCCUUUACCCCAACUCCUUUCUCAAUUUCACCCAUGCAGUCUCGUUGCAGCUGGGGAAUAACAAAUUACAGAACGUAGAGGGAGGGGCCUUCUUUGGCCUCAGUUCGUUAAAGCAGCUGCACUUAAACAACAACGAGUUAAAAGCACUCCGUGCUGACACUUUUGUGGGGAUUGAGAACUUGGAAUACCUCCAGGCUGACUAUAACUUGAUAAAGUACAUUGAAAAAGGAGCCUUCAACAAACUCCAUAAGCUCAAAGUCCUAAUUCUCAAUGACAAUCUGGUCCAGAGCCUUCCUGACAACAUUUUUCGCUUCGCCUCUCUGACUCAUUUGGAUAUAAGGGGAAAUAGGAUUCAAAAGCUACCUUAUCUUGGCGUUUUGGAACACAUUGGACGUAUAGUGGAAUUGCAGCUGGAUGACAACCCAUGGAAUUGCACUUGUGAUUUGUUACCGCUGAAAGCUUGGCUUGAGAAUAUGCCCUAUAACAUUUUUAUUGGGGAGGCUAUAUGUGAAACCCCCAGUGAUCUAUAUGGCAGGCUCCUGAAAGAAACUAACAAGCAGGAGCUAUGCCCCAUGGGAACAGGUAGUGACUUUGAUGUAAAGAUGCCCCCCUCCCAGCCAGAUAACGGACAGAUAACAUCUAACCUGGGCCCCACCACUAUCGCACCCAUAGCCACCAAAGCUCCUAAAACAACAAACCCUUCUAAGAUCUAUGGUAAUGGCAUUGUAGCUGGUUUACCUCCAGGCAGAAUUAAUCCGAUAGUUUCUUAUCAGACCCGAACCCCCCCUCUGUCCUGCCCACAGCCCUGCACCUGCAAAGCCCACCCUUCUGACUUUGGCAUUAGUGUCAGCUGCCAAGAGAGAAAUAUCAAAAAUCUAGCUGAUCUCAUCCCCAAACCUCAAAAUGCCAAGAAGCUGCACCUGAGUGGCAAUUACAUCAGAGACAUAAGCCCGGAGGACUUCCAAGGCUUCGAAGGUUUAGAUUUAUUGCAUUUGGGCAGCAAUCAAAUAGUCACAGUUCAGAAGGGCGUGUUUUCUAAUCUGACCAAUUUACGCAGGUUGUAUCUUAAUGGCAAUCAGGUGGAACAGCUGCACCCUGAGAUGUUCCUGGGCCUCACCAACCUCCAGUACCUGUAUCUGGAAUACAAUGCCAUCAAAGAGGUGCUGGCUGGUACUUUUGACUCCAUGCCAAACCUGCAGCUGUUGUACCUUAAUAACAACGUGCUGAGGAGUCUGCCUGCAUACAUCUUUGCCGGUGUUUCCCUUGCCAGGCUCAACCUCAAAAACAACCACUUCAUGAACCUGCCCGUAAGCGGUGUGCUUGACCAGCUGCGCUCCCUGACUCAGAUAGACCUGGAGGGCAACCCCUGGGAAUGUUCCUGUGACCUGGUGGCCCUAAAACUGUGGCUGGAGAAGUUGAGCGACGGAGUGGCCGCCAAGGAGGUCAAGUGCGCCUCCCCAGUCCAGUUCUCCAACAUCAAGCUCCGACUUCUGAAAAACGAGAUCCUCUGUCCCAAGCUCAUUGCAAGACCCCCCUUCAUCCUGACCAGCGCCACCCCAGUGGCCACCUCCAUGUCCCCUGCAGGGGUGGGGAAAGCUCCCCCUGGAGGCCCGGUUCCUCUCUCUAUCAUGAUCCUUAGCAUUCUGGUGGUGCUGAUCCUCACUGUGUUUGUGGCCUUCUGCCUACUGAUCUUUGUCCUGCGGAGGAACAAGAAGCCGGCGGGCCGCCAAGAAGGCAUGGGGAACCAGGAGUGUGGCUCAAUGCAGCUUCAGCUCCGACGGCACAAUAAGUCCAGCAAGAAGGAUGACCUUGGAGGGGAGACCUUUAUCCCCCAGACCAUCGAGCACAUGAGCAAGAGCCACACCUGCGGAAUCCGUGACUCGGAUUCAGGGUUUAAGUUUGGCGACUCACAGAGGCAGAAGAUCAUCCUGAGAAACUGCGCUGACAAAGAUAAGGACUCACUCCCUCUAGACCCUCGGAACAAGAGACUCAGCACAAUAGACGAGCUGGACGAGUUAUAUCCUGGUCGGGAUUCCAAUAUGUUUAUCCAGAACUUUCUAGACAGCAAAAGGGAUUUUAACAGUAUAGGGAUGAGUGGGUUUGAGAUCCGUUACCCUGAAAAACCACUGGACAAAAAGAUGAAAAAGUCCCUCAUAGGGGGAAACCAUAGCAAGAUAGUGGUGGAGCAGAGGAAAAGCGAGUAUUAUGAACUCAAGGCAAAACUUCAAGGUACGCCUGACUACCUGCAGGUGUUGGAGGAACAGACUCAGCUGAGUAAAAUGUAGGCUAUUUAUCCAUUCAUUUCACACCAACCCCUGACACACACACACAUGCACGCACACACACACACAUUACAAAAGUGCCUUCUGGAAAUCCUCUGACCAAUGGAGAACUGUACAAGAGUGCUUCUGUGAGAUAGUAUCAGUAUGAGAAUCAAUGUCUGUGUUGCAAUUACAAACCUUUGGGGAUUGCCGCCAUUCUGACAUGUAUGAAUAUAACAUCAUACCACGAGACACCCUUAAGAGACAGAAUUGCUGCUAAUGAAAUUGGUACUCGUUUAUUCUUUUUUCCAACCAAAUCAUUGGGUUAUGAAAACAAUGUUGAGUGUACCUCAUCAUGACCCCUUAACAGGGGGGGUUGAUUUUUUUGUGGAUCAAAGUAUUUUGGAUGAAUUAACACUAUCAGGAUCAGUGACUGACAUUUCCCCCUGGAAUAUACAGUAUUGGGAUCUCCCAACCCUGCAGACUCACACUACCUGUUGGAUCAUACCACUGUUGGGUAUAGGGGGUCUCUAAAGCCUUUGUUUUCAUUUAGAGAGGAGGCACUUAAAAACUAAUGUGGAAUGAUUCUAUUAAUUGUUUGUGUAAAGAGCCAUGUUAAUAGUGUUUGAAUGAGACUGUGUUUCCCCUCCUCUUGGUGUAUUUGGGUAUGGCACACCGUCGGGACAUUCUUUUAAAGCCCAAGAGAAAAGAGCUGCUUGCCAUGUAAGCGUAUCUGGAUUUAUUUUGUAAGUCUGCAUUAUUUGUAUCUGUGCGACAGUUUGUAAAUUACAACAUAAGACAAAACUACACCGUGAAAAAGAGACUAUACUGGAAAAAGAAAAAGUCCAACAAACACAAAUAUAUGAUCGAAGACCCCUGUCUGCUGUCAAUUCCUAGUCAAUUUAACUACAUAAUUAAUUUAUUUUUCUAUGCAGGAUUAUUUAAAGAUUAUUGGUAUUUAAAAACGAUUGAAACGGACUUGUAGAAUGCAUCGAGCAAUUUGGGCCCAGCUAUCAAGCUACAAAAUGAUUUAUCAAAGUAAAUGUUUAUGUUCUUUGAAUUUUUUCAAGAACCUUAAUGGUCUGGGAUUGAGGGUAAUAGUGAUAUGUGACAUUUUCACUAUUGUAUUGCACGAGCUGAGGCCUGAUAGUUUGUGAAGUUUAACAUUUUCCUUAUUCUUAUAACCCACAGUAUCUUGUAAAAGGUUUCUUAUUAACAUUAUGCAACCAAAAUAAAUGUGCAUUAAAGUGUUACGAUUCUGGAUUGUUUGCGUGUCUGCGAGGGGGUUGAAGCAGAACGGUUGUGUUGGAGAUUCUUUUAGAACAAUCUGUGGAUGAAAAUUGGAUGGCAAUGGAUUUGUUUUAUAAAGCUACUGAUCUUGAAAGAAUCCUAUCAAACAACAUGUGCAAUAUUGAAAUGCUCAAUCAUGAUUGCUUAAAUCAUUUAUUUUAUUUAUUAGUUCAAAGUUAUAUUGUGGAGACGACUUAUUCUAUUUCAAAUUAUUUUAUCCACUUAAUUUUAUCAAGUCCUUAUUUAAAAUAUUGUUAAGUUAAUAAGUGUUUGAAAUACAAAAACUAAUAGAAUGUACCUUGAAAGAUAUAAUAAAUACAAUUUUCUAUCAGUCAGCAGAAUAUUGUAUAUUGGUUAGUUUUUAUUGUAUAAACAUGUUAAAUUCAAGGUAUUAAAAUCAGAACCUAUUUGCACUGUGUUUUUUCCUUUCUUCUUGAAAAUGUCAUUUUGUUUCCUUCGUCAUUUCAGUUGCUUUACAAAAUAAAGCUUUGGAUGCCCAUCGAA
This is a messenger RNA of Osmerus eperlanus (European smelt), 5151 nucleotides long. RefSeq names its product SLIT and NTRK-like family, member 4 (gene slitrk4). The coding region runs from base 790 to 3381 and encodes 863 amino acids. Gene Ontology annotation, molecular function: protein binding. NCBI's taxonomy places the organism in Eukaryota, Metazoa, Chordata, Actinopteri, Osmeriformes, Osmeridae. Gene Ontology annotation, cellular component: membrane; glutamatergic synapse. Gene Ontology annotation, biological process: axonogenesis; regulation of presynapse assembly; positive regulation of synapse assembly. The transcript has 2 exons. The record is from RefSeq and is a predicted model, not a curated record.